Messenger RNA from Rhododendron vialii, 2626 nucleotides. Its product is annotated as alkaline/neutral invertase A, mitochondrial-like. The transcript has 6 exons. Gene Ontology annotation, biological process: sucrose catabolic process. Bases 287 to 2320 code for a protein of 677 amino acids. The record is from RefSeq and is a predicted model, not a curated record. Gene Ontology annotation, cellular component: mitochondrion. NCBI's taxonomy places the organism in Eukaryota, Viridiplantae, Streptophyta, Magnoliopsida, Ericales, Ericaceae. Gene Ontology annotation, molecular function: sucrose alpha-glucosidase activity; endo-alpha-N-acetylgalactosaminidase activity.
CUAAAUCAUUUUCCCUUUGAAAAUCUUCUCUUCCAAGACACCUUCAUGGCUUCUAUAAAUAAAUAAAUACGCGCCCCCCAUGAAAUUCAACUUUUCUCGUUCUCCAGAAAAUAUCCAGGUGGACGCGUCUCAAGCGGUUUCCUACCUCUUGCCAAUACACCAGUUUUCUCGCUGCCCAGUCUUCACAAGACGAUUUGUUUUGGGAUUUAUUUCUGUAUGUACAUACUACACAGAAUUCCUCUCCGUUCAUUCAAUUUGUCUAUGUGAUUGAUUCUAGUUCUUCGUUAUGCACACAAUCACUUUGAUGAACAUGAAGCCCUUCUGUAGAACCCUCAUCAACCGGUACCGCAAUUCGGCUAUUUUCGGCUUCCCAUCUCUGAAUACCCAUAAUUCAAUUACCACUGGUGCAUCAAAAUUUAACUUGGGUUUGGAGUUUUUGGACCAUAAUCGUAGAAUUCAUAGCUACACCCCUCUGUUCUUGGGCUUUCCUCGUGUUGUUGAUAGAACCCAGAAACCAUUUUGUGCCCCAACUUCUAGUUGGGCACAACCCAGGGUUUUCUCUAGAACAUGUAAUGGUGAUGGUGCCUGUAGAGGUGUAAAUGUAAUUGCUAGGGUUGCAUUGAAUUGUAGGAGUUAUUCAACCUCUGUUGAGCCCCGAUUGAAUGAAAACAAUUUCGAGAGGAUAUACGCUCAGGGUGGCAUGAAUGUGAAGCCUUUAGUAGUCGAGAGAAUUGAUAGAGAUGAAAACAUAGGGAGAAAUGAAGAAUCUAGGGUUGAAGAAGGUGUUGAGGAUGUAAGUAAUGAGAAUUUGAAGGGUUUGAAAGAGGUUGAGGUGGUAAAAGCCGGUAAGGAAGAGUCGGAUAUUGAGAGGGAGGGAUGGAGGAUAUUGCGGAAGGCGGUUGUGACAUAUUGUGGGAACCCAGUUGGGACAGUGGCGGCGAAUGACCCGGCUGACAAGCUACCACUCAACUAUGAUCAGGUUUUCAUUCGUGAUUUUGUUCCGUCUGCCCUUGCUUUCUUGCUCAAGGGGGAAGCAGAGAUUGUGAGGAACUUUCUCCUCCAUACCUUACAAUUGCAGAGUUGGGAGAAAACAGUGGACUGCUACAGCCCAGGGCAAGGAUUGAUGCCAGCAAGUUUUAAAGUUAGAACUGUGCCUCUUGAUGAAAAUAAGUAUGAAGAAGUCUUAGACCCAGAUUUCGGCGAGUCAGCCAUUGGACGUGUUGCACCGGUGGACUCUGGGUUGUGGUGGAUUAUAUUAUUGCGUGCUUAUGGGAAGGUCACUGGUGAUUACACUCUACAAGAAAGGGUGGAUGUCCAGACAGGCAUAAAACUGAUUUUGAACUUGUGUCUGUCUGAUGGGUUUGAUAUGUUUCCUUCGCUGUUGGUCACUGAUGGCUCCUGCAUGAUAGACCGACGAAUGGGCAUUCAUGGUCACCCCCUUGAGAUUCAAGCUUUAUUCUACUCAGCUUUACGGUGUUCGCGAGAGAUGCUCUCUGUAGAUGACAUAUCCAAGAAUUUGGUGAGGGCUAUAAACAAUAGACUGAGUGCAUUGUCAUUUCACAUCAGAGAAUAUUAUUGGGUUGACAUGAAAAAGAUCAAUGAGAUAUACAGAUAUAAAACUGAGGAAUAUUCCACAGAUGCCACUAACAAGUUCAAUAUUUACCCUGACCAAAUCCCUCAUUGGCUGGUGGAUUGGAUUCCAGAGAAGGGCGGUUAUCUGAUUGGCAAUCUACAGCCAGCUCACAUGGAUUUUAGGUUCUUCACGCUUGGAAAUCUCUGGUCCAUUGUUUCAUCUCUGGGUACUCCUAAACAAAAUGAGGCUACUCUGAAUUUGAUUGAAGCCAAAUGGGAUGAUCUUAUGGGCCAUAUGCCUCUUAAGAUAUGUUACCCUGCUUUGGACUAUGAAGAGUGGCAUAUAAUCACAGGCAGUGACCCAAAGAAUACGCCUUGGUCUUAUCACAAUGGAGGAUCUUGGCCAACCCUUUUAUGGCAGUUCACAUUAGCAUGCAUGAAGAUGGGCAGACCUGAACUAGCUAGGAAGGCACUUGAUUUGGCUGAAAAGAGGCUUUCGAAGGACCACUGGCCUGAAUAUUACGACACAAGAAAUGGAAAAUUCAUUGGAAAGCAAGCUCGACUUUACCAAACAUGGUCAGUUGCUGGGUUUUUGACUUCUAAAAUGCUCUUGGAAAAUCCAGAGAUGGCUUCCCUCUUAUUCUGGGAUGAAGACUAUGAACUUCUUGAGGUUUGUGUCUGUGGUCUUCGCAAAUCUGGCCGGAACAAAUGCUCACGAGGCGCUGCAAAGUCUCAUAUUCUUUUUUAAAAGCCUUCUGUACCUAUAUAGGUGGUACUUGACCAUAGUGAAAUGUAGAUUUCCAAUACUAAAUUUACUGGUAGAAAAUGUGACAUUAAAUUUUGAUUUUUUCCCCCAUGUUUCUCUGUACAAUAUUCAUUGUACUGCUGUCAGAUGAAUUACACAAGUUGAUCGGUGUUGGAUGUUUGUAUAACGGUUAUCUGAGAGCCAAAAACAUAGUACCUUGUCUCCUUGGUCAUCUGUAAGUAGAAAAUCAGUAUAGUACUGUAGAUGUACGUUAUAUUUUCUUGAAAUCUGCAACAAAAUGUUCUUCAA